GAUAAAUAUACAAUCCUUUUUGCUCCACCGUUUUGGGGGGAUAGAGAUGAGUCGGGGGAUGUGAUGGGGGCGGGAUUUUCGCAGGCGUUUCCCUGUUUCAGCCCAGGUGGCGGCCCGACCGGGUCCGACCCGGACGCCGUCUUCACGCCGGAGGCGCCGCUCGACGAGACCCUCGGCCACUCCUUCUGCUACGUCCGCUCCUCGGCUCGGUUCGCCUCCCCGACCCCCUCCGAUCGAUUCGUUUCCCCUUCCCAGUCCUUCCGGUUCGACGAUCCGGCCCACCCAAGGCCCACCAAACCGCACGCCUGCCCGGACACCGGGUUCCGGGCCAUAUCCGGAGCCGCCGUCAGUGCCAACACCUCCACCCCUAUAACCGUCCUCCACUUUGACGAUAUCCGCGAUGAGGUCACUGCUGAUGCUGCUGCCGGUCAGUAUCAUCAUCACGGCUACAAUUCAAAGACCGGCAACAACAAGGGUUUCGUGGCCGGAGCCUCCAGGGCCGGCUGUAACAAUGUUUCACUGGAUGGGUUCGAGAGCACGUCCUCGUUCAGUGCCUUGCCCCUACAGCGGGCCCCGCGUGGAUGCGAGCCCUCCUCUGCCCCUCUGGAGAGGGCUUUCUUUAUGUCGGGCCCGAUUGAGCGUGGGGCCAUUUCCGGCCCGCUAGACGGAGCUGCCUCCGGCGAAAACAGUGGUGAUGUGCCCUUCUCAGCGCCACUCGGGGGAGUUUACGUGAAGAAGAGGAAGAAGAAGAAGAAGGGCAUUUCGGGAAUGCGCAAGGCAUUGUAUCGGAACUUCUCGGUGGUGCCUGUAAUGAACUUCAUUAGUGGAGGAGGUAAGAAAGAACUUCCACCUGCAGACGAUGGCACCAGGGAAGGAGUGGAGGUUGGGUAUGAGAGCAAUGUGCAGUGGGCUUUAGGGAAGGCGGGUGAGGAUCGGGUGCAUGUGGUAGUUUCGGAAGAGUUAGGUUGGCUGUUUGUUGGAAUCUAUGAUGGAUUUAACGGACCCGAUGCUCCUGAAUUUCUGAUGAGCCAUCUGUACAAAGCAAUGUAUAAUGAAUUAGAGGGUCUAUUUUGGGACACAGAAGAUGUAGUUGCAGCUGCAGCCCCAGAAAACAUAAUUGGUGCAGGGAAUUCAUCUGAUGCUGCUGACAGAGAAGGUCCCCAAGAGACGGAAGAAAUGAAAGGCGGCGAGAUAGGAUCACAAAUAGGUAAAAAAGUGAAGUUCGGAGGGGAAAAUAUUGAAGUUAGAAGGAGGAGGUUAUGGGAAUACUUGGUGGAUGAUGAUGAUCCAGGGGAAGGGCUCGAUCUAUCUGGUUCAGAAAGAUUUGCAUUCUCAGUAGAUGACGCAUUAAGUGUAAAUGAUGCAGGUUCAGCUGUGAAAAGGAGGUCAUUACUGUUGUCGAAGCUAAAACAUGGGUUGCUGAGUAGGCACAAGGACAAAGAAGGUAGAAGGUUGUUUCCUUGGAAAUUUUGGUUGGAGGGGAAACACAAAACAACAGAAGAAAUGAGGGAGAAUAAUAAUGUAGUAGAUGAUGAGAGGGAGAAGAUUGGUAAGACUGGCCGGAAGAGGAAGAUAGGUGUAGUUGAUCAUGAGUUGGUAUUGAGUGCAAUGUCGAGAGCGCUUGAAGUAACUGAGCAAGCUUACUUGGAUAUGACAGAUAGGGUUCUUGAUCGUUAUCCAGAGCUUGCAUUGAUGGGUUCUUGCUUGUUGGUUGUAUUGAUGAGGGAUGAAGAUGUUUAUGUGAUGAAUGUUGGGGAUAGUCGUGCCAUUGUAGCCCAGUGCAAAACUGAAGAUGUAAGCUAUGAUAUAGAAUCACAAGUUCCUGAGGAUGGUGGGUUCACUGGGGACAGCAUAGAUGAGGAGUCUGCCGGUGUCAGUCAGAGGGAGAGAAGAGCAGUGAAUGAAGCUCAUUCGCAUCAUUGCGUGAAUUUGACUGCACUGCAACUGUCCACUGAUCAUAGCACAAGCAUAGAAGAGGAAGUCAUUAGAAUCAAGAAUGAGCACCCAGAUGACAGCAAUUGUAUUGUGAAUGAUCGAGUUAAAGGUCGUCUUAAAGUAACCCGUGCUUUUGGGGCUGGAUUUCUCAAACAGCAUAAAUGGAAUGAUGCCUUGCUUGAAAUGUUUCGAAACGAUUAUAUUGGUACUGCCCCCUACAUAUCGUGUUCACCAUCCCUACGCCACCACAAACUGUACCCAAGAGACCAAUUUUUGGUGCUUUCAUCUGAUGGAUUGUACCAAUAUUUUAGCAAUCAAGAAGUCGUUUCCCAUGUGCAAAAUUUUAUGGAGAGAUUCCCUGAUGGAGACCCUGCUCAGCACCUCAUAGAAGAGCUUCUGUUCCGUGCUGCCAGAAAAGCUGGAAUGGAUUUCCAUGAGCUUCUAGAUAUUCCACAAGGAGAUCGUCGAAAAUAUCAUGACGAUGUGACUGUUAUGGUGGUAUCGCUUGAAGGUAGGAUUUGGAAGUCAUCUGGAAAGUACUUAUGAGCACUUGCAGAAAGUUUGGUGUUCGUUUAUCAGCUAAUCUGAUAAAAGCCUCAUUUUAAAUGUGGGGAGCUAAGGGGAAAGAAAUGAAGGCUUGAAGAAAUGGUUAAAAAGAACAAAAAAGAAGAAAAAAGAACAAAAGGAUGUUUUCAGGAAUAGGAAAUUUUGUAGUUGCUGCUGUAAACUUGUGUUAGGAAAAAGCUGGACCUGUUUUUAUUUUUCUUUUUUUUUUUCUUUUUAAGUUUUGGGAAUAUUGAAGAGCCUUAUCAUUCGUUUGUUGGUCAUGGUGGGGGAUUAGUGGGUGAUUUAAAGAAUUUAGUAGGUAUUGACUUUGACAUCUUUUAGAUGCCUUAUUGGAAGGGUUUAAUUGAAAUCCUGUGAAUUUCCAAUGCCAUUUACAAGGAAAAUUACCCAGAUUCAGUGGCGUGUUGUAAAAUCAUAUGAAGAUGACAAAUCAGUGAAUCACAUAAUAUG
This is a messenger RNA of Striga asiatica, 2952 nucleotides long. The record is from the annotation of a GenBank genome assembly. NCBI's taxonomy places the organism in Eukaryota, Viridiplantae, Streptophyta, Magnoliopsida, Lamiales, Orobanchaceae.